This is a messenger RNA of Lindgomyces ingoldianus, 1587 nucleotides long. RefSeq lists its product as uncharacterized. Bases 68 to 1423 code for a protein of 451 amino acids. Lineage: Eukaryota; Fungi; Ascomycota; Dothideomycetes; Pleosporales; Lindgomycetaceae. The record is from RefSeq and is a predicted model, not a curated record. Gene Ontology annotation, biological process: proteasome assembly. The transcript is spliced from 2 exons. Gene Ontology annotation, molecular function: proteasome binding.
CACAACUUCACGUUCUCCUCUCUCACUGCCUAGGUAUCCGAAAGUACUGGCAACCGUAAACUGCGUCAUGGCGCCCGCGGUGGCCCAUCUGCAUAAACUGGUGGCCAAGAACGCGAAAGUGCUCAAGGCUGCCUGGAAACAUGCGGCAAGUCUUGUGCAAAGCCAAUUACCACCUUCUAUACGACCUACACAGGCCGAAUUACAGCCCAUACUUGCACGCAAUACUCCCCGGCAUCCGAUCCAUCCCGCCGCCUUCCUCAAGCAGAGCAAGGGCCGAUGGUAUAGUACUCACAGUGCUAUCAACGCUACUGUCCGACGUUUCACGACAUCUGCCCCAAGAUCCUCUGGCCUUGUACUCAAGUAUGACCGAUCUUCUUUCCCAAAGUCCCGUAUUGGUUCCGCCGUCAACAACCUGUCCGGCCGUGCUCCUUUCGCAUCCACCCUUCGACCGAACCUGACUGGAGGAACACUCAAUAGGACCGCUGGAGGAUACACGUGGGGCUCUGGGCGUUCUGGAGGUGCCAGGCACUUCUCCCAUGGCCCAGCAGCUCCCGCCCAGGUCAUUCAUAACGUUUCUCAGGCGGUCCGUGCUUUCAUGGUCUCGGGCCAAAAAGCACAAUUUGAUGGUCUCAACCCGCAGACCGGUGAGAAACGGUACAAGACUGUCUCAGCUUUGCAAAAUAAAGUGAACCGCACACUCAAUAAGGCACCCAAGGCAACUCCGGGAUCUCAUAUCAGCUUCAACAUCAAUCCUACUAUCACGGCCCUUAGCCCGUUGAAGGCUGUCAAGGGUUUUUCUUCUUUCGCAGAAGAGAAAGAUUCUCUUAAUCGUGAAGGUCUCCUAGAUGUUCUUUCCGUAGAUUUCUCAAGGGCAGUUAAAGAGCUUGCUGCAGUCCUCAAGGAUUUGCAACGACUCUCUAACUUAGGCGACUUACCUAUUACCUACGAGAAUUCUACGUUAAAGGUUCAUUUCCCUGGCUGUGAUGCUGGCGCCGUGGAAACAAUCUGCAACGAGCUUGGCGUUCAACGUGGAGUAGUGUACCAGGACGAAGAUUUCGAUACUUUUGUCGGGACGGAUAUUGCCCUUCUGUUUCCCUUUGCUCCAAGCCGGACGCCCUCAGAAUGUUCUUUCUAUGAGAAACCAAUCACCGGCAGACAACAGCCAAUCGAUUGGCAGAACAUGUUAUCACCUCCAGUCAUGAGCCUCGACGAGUAUUCGACUCACUCUGAGGAUGGAUUAGACUUUGAACUCUUUCCAAACCCGUGGGUCUCGUCUCCAUCUGGCUAUGAUAGCUUGCACACGAGCGAUGUAGAAGAUACAAUGGCUUUUCCAGAUGAACACGACGUACAUACUCCUCUCGAGUAUCAGGGCAUAGAAGGCAUUUACAGGUUCAUGGAGCAGUGCGAGUCUAGUCACAUAUAAGUAUGUGACUGGCGUUCUGUGGGCUUACCAAGCAACAGUUGGCUACAGAUUGGCCAGACUAGAGUUUGCGGAUUCAUGAAACUUUGUACGGUUGCACUAGUCACUCAUUCUUCUCCUAUGUACACAUGAUUGUAUGUCUCUCUCCGUAAUUGUUGUGAUCAUAG